AUGGCGUCUGCUAACAUGGCACAAGAUCUCAGUGAAGUAGACACAGUUUUGCUUGAUAUUGAAGGUACAAUAUGCCCCAUAGAGUUCGUUAGAGCCACCCUAUUCCCAUAUGCUAUACAGGCAUUACCAAAAGUCCUUCGAGAAAAGUGGGAUGACCCAGAUUUCAAACCAUAUCGUGAUGCGUUCCCAGCAGAGGCGAGAGGAUCACCCGACGCACUAGAAGCACAUGUGAAGGACCUGACUGAACAAGAUGUGAAAAUCGCUUACCUCAAAAAUCUGCAAGGCUAUCUGUGGCAGGAGGGCUACGAAAAGGGAUCUUACAGCACACCGCUUUUCGACGAUGUUGUUCCAACCAUGCAGAAAUGGCACGACAAAGGUCUCAGCAACAGUAUCUAUUCAUCUGGCAGUGUGUUUGCGCAGAAACUUCUAUUUGGCCACGUCAAAGACAAAUCCUCCUCAAAUCCGGGCGCUUCAAUCAACAGACAAGACCUAAUUCAUGAAUGGUUCGAUACCGUGAAUGCUGGGCCAAAGACUCAGACUGGAAGUUAUGCGAAAAUUGCAGAAGCGCUGGUCAGAGAGCCUGCGAAGAUACUGUUUCUGAGUGAUAAUGUGACGGAGGUUCAGGCCGCGAUGGAAGCAGGUAUGCGGACGAUUGUUGUGGAGAGACCUGGCAAUUCACCGCUUCUGGACGAGGACCGUACAGUCUAUCAGGUCGUUCAGAGUCUCGACCAGAUAGACAUGUGA
Lithohypha guttulata is the source of this 744-nucleotide messenger RNA. It is a transcript of the gene UTR4, whose product is annotated as enolase-phosphatase E1. Gene Ontology annotation, molecular function: acireductone synthase activity; magnesium ion binding. The record is from RefSeq and is a predicted model, not a curated record. The transcript is spliced from 4 exons. NCBI's taxonomy places the organism in Eukaryota, Fungi, Ascomycota, Eurotiomycetes, Chaetothyriales, Trichomeriaceae. The coding region runs from base 1 to 744 and encodes 247 amino acids.